Messenger RNA from Drosophila persimilis, 1631 nucleotides. Its product is annotated as UDP-glucuronosyltransferase 1-7C. The record is from RefSeq and is a predicted model, not a curated record. Lineage: Eukaryota; Metazoa; Arthropoda; Insecta; Diptera; Drosophilidae. Gene Ontology annotation, molecular function: UDP-glycosyltransferase activity. The transcript has 2 exons. The coding region runs from base 4 to 1626 and encodes 540 amino acids.
CAGAUGGCCGUACAUUCGAAUAGCAUUCCAUUCCUCCUCAUAUUGGCUUUGGUGGCCAGCGGGAGCCAGGGAGCCAAUAUUCUGGGACUUUUCACCAGCUUGAGCCCCUCGCAUUUGGUCAUUCAGAUGUCGAUGGCCAAGAUUCUGGCCGAGAGUGGACACAAUGUGACAGUGGUCACUGCCCUGAAGCCGCCUCUUCUGCAUCCGGCAGUCAAUCACAUUCAGGUGACGCUCGAUGAGGCGGACGGCAAGUCCUUUGGCGCCCUUGUGGCGGACAUGGCCAAGAGGGACACCAGCAAUGCAGUCAUUUCCAUGCUCGUGGCGAUGGGAUCAUUGACCUCGGCCUUUGGCAAAAUGGCGGAUGUCUUGAGGCACCAGAAAGUGAAGGAUCUGUACGAGCAUACCGACAAUCACUUCGAUUUGGUGAUCGUGGGAUACUUUAUGAACAGCCUGCAGCUUUCGGUAGCCCACAAGUUGAAGGUGCCACAGAUAGUGGCACUCUCCAAUCCACCAUCACUGUUGGGCUCUGUCUUGGGUAAUCCCUCGGAGAUUUCCUAUGUGCCAUCCAUGAAUCUCAUUGUGAAAAGAGGUCAACCGAUGACCUUUGUCCAACGCGUGCAGAACAUAUUUGCUACGAUGGGAAGUUGGAUAUUUAUGCGUGUGAUUGAGCAUAAUAAUGACAAGAUUUACAAAGACCUCUAUGGCGACGAUCCCUUGAUGCCACGAUAUGAGGAUCUGUACAAAAACAUCUCCCUGAUACUCUUCUCUUCUCAUGGCAUCAGUGAGGGACCCAUCCGACCCAAUGUUCCUGCUGUGAUCGAAGUGGGAGGCAUCCAGGUCAAGGAUCAGCCAGAUCCUCUCCCCGAAAACAUAGAAGACUUCCUGAACAGCGCCUCUAGUGAUGACGGAGCCAUCUUCCUGAGUCUCGGCUCCAACGUGAAGGCAGAACACAUAAAGUCCGACACCGUGCAAAAGAUGUUCAAUGUCAUCUCGAAACUAAAGCAAAAGGUCAUCUGGAAGUGGGACAAUCUGGAGAAUACCCCUGGCAAAUCGGAGAAUAUACUCUACGCCAAGUGGCUGCCGCAGGACGAUAUCCUGGCGCAUCCCAAGAUCAGGCUCUUCAUCACACACGCGGGCAAGGGAGGCGUCACCGAGGCCCAGUACCAUGGAAAGCCCAUGCUCGCUCUUCCCGUGUUUGGCGAUCAGCCAGGAAAUGCUGCGGCAUUGGUCACCCAGGGCUUUGGGCUUAGUCUCAGUCUCCUGACCCUCGAGGAGCAGUCCUUCCGCGACAAUAUCCACGAGAUCCUGGAGAAUCCCAAGUACAAUCGAGCAGUAAAAGCUUUCUCCUCCCUCUACCGCGAUCGUCCCCUGAGCGCACGUCAAACGCUCCUCUAUUGGGUGGACUAUGUCAUCCGCCACCAUGGUGCCGCACAUCUCCAGAGUCCCGUGGUGCACAUGGGAUUCGUAGCAGCCUAUAAUUUGGAUAUUUAUGCCUUACUUUUGGCACUACUAUUUAUUAUUUAUUUGAUUAGCAAACUAGUGUUUUGUGCCAUUUAUAGGAAACUUUUUUCAAAAAAAUCUAAAAGUCAUCCAAAACAAAAAAGCAAAAAGCAAAAAAAGCAAUAAAGCUA